Carica papaya (papaya) is the source of this 448-nucleotide messenger RNA. NCBI's taxonomy places the organism in Eukaryota, Viridiplantae, Streptophyta, Magnoliopsida, Brassicales, Caricaceae. The record is from RefSeq and is a predicted model, not a curated record.
AUGUUGCCUCAGUUGGCAUCAACUCUGCUUGUCUCCUUCACUAGUUUACUAGGAAGCAAGAACUCCGGUGCUCCCAAGGAUCCUGCUGCACCAAAGCGUCCUCCAGGAGCGUUUUUCAUUUUCAUGGAGGACUUCAGAAAAUCAUUCAAAGAGAAUUUUCCUGAAAACAAAUCGGUUUCCAUGGUCGGAAAAGCUGGUGGCGAUAAAUGGAAAUCAAUGUCUCAUGCUGAUAAAGUUCCUUAUUUUGAAAAAGCCCAGAGUAGAAAAGCAGAGUACGCGAAAGCUCUCGAAGCAUAUCAGAAGAGAGUUAUUGUCGAUAUGAUUAUUGAGAAGCCAGCAGAAUCCGAAAAGUCCUCCUCAGAGGUUCACGAUAAUGCAGAGCAGGAAGCCAGUUCUUAGGUAUAAGAACUUCGAUUCUAUUAUAUAUUAUACACGCAUGUACAGGUUU